Messenger RNA from Hydractinia symbiolongicarpus, 1551 nucleotides. RefSeq lists its product as uncharacterized. The coding region runs from base 128 to 1195 and encodes 355 amino acids. The transcript is spliced from 9 exons. Lineage: Eukaryota; Metazoa; Cnidaria; Hydrozoa; Anthoathecata; Hydractiniidae. The record is from RefSeq and is a predicted model, not a curated record.
UUAAAAAAAUCACGUGGUUCAUGUUUACACUAUGAUAAACAAUUUGUUAUUAAUCAUUAGUUCUCCUUUAAUUUUUUUUUAAUUGCUGUUUAGUUAAAAUGAAAUAAAACAAUGCCAUAACUGUGAUAUGUAUAAGUUUGAAAACUUUUGUGUCCGAGAAUCAAUAUGGGAAAACAUUGAAAGUCUAACUAAUUGUGUGGAAGAAAAAAAUCAAAUUAAAAAGGCUAUUGGCGAAUCUUUGGUUGAUGAGACACUUGAUUUACAUCAAGAGGUGGCAAUUUUGUAUGAAAUAUGGAAAGAAUAUCAUGAAGAAGUGAGUAACAACAUGCUACCUGAGCCGCCACUACAAAGAGAAAAUCUGGAGAAGCAAAUUGGUUUGUUAGUGAAGUUGUUGCAACAAAAGGUUGCAAAGCAAGGUGGAAGAUCUCUUGGUGUUACAUUAACAGAUGAAGAAAGAGCUUUAGUCAAAAAUGUUGCUAAACGUAAGUGUCCAACAUCUUGUCAAACAUGUGAAAGUUCAAAGCAACAACUUUCGUCAGCUUCCUCCAGUCACACAACACCAUCAAGUGGAUAUGACUCAAGGUGUUCAUCUUCAUUAUCUGUUGAUUUGAAUGUUUUGCAAGAUAGUAUAAACAUGAUGGAAAUGGACAAAAUUGUGCAACCCCUUCAGGAAGAUUUUGAAGACGAACGAAAAGGAUUGCUUCAAGACAUCCAGUACAUUCAAGAUGCAUUGAUAUAUGAGGGUGAGGAAGAAAACAAAAGACGGAAACAACGGUCGCCGACAUUGACAGAGCUACGUCGAUUAAGUAGCAAAUUGGAAAAAGAAGUGUUACUAGACGACCCAUUUAAAUUUUCCGCUGUCUCUUCCGAUAUCAACCCACCGCAUUGUGGUAUGUCGUCCAUCCAGCGAAGUCCUUCUACCGAAAUACAUUCGAAGAUGUCACCAUCACCGCCAAGUACUGCAUGCACGUCAUCCUUCCGUCGUAAUCACGUCUUGUCGCCGUUAAACUCACCCGGAAAGUUAGUAGCAGCUAAAACAUUUUCGUUACCUUUAAAGGGAGAACGCGAGGUACGGAAAGACGACAAUGGUAAUAUUCAUCAACUGUUACCUUCGCCUCCAACGGGUGAAAAAAGUAACUUUAAACCAAAUGUGACAAAGCUACAAAAUCACGUUCAUAAUGAGAUUGCAAGCUAACAUGGUUCGCUUAGAGUUUUAGUACAGUUUCCUGUUUUUUAUCUAUAUUAUCAUAAAGCUUGCCCCAAGAUUACUCCACCCAAAUAUAGGUUAUGUAAAACAUAAUAUAAACAAAUAAGUUGGUAUGUUAAAAGUUUAAUAUAAUAUUUAUUGGAAGUUUUUCUGGCGUUUUAUGCAUGUCCUCUUAAAUUUUGUCUAAAGACAUAUUGAAUUGCCUUAUCUUUAAAGGGUUGUAAAAAAUUCUUAUCGGUGCCAGGUUUUUUUGAAAGCUGAGAAGUUUAUUUAAUUUUUGUAUAUAUUGUCGAUAGGUAUCUAUUAUUUGAUGUUAUAAAUGUUAAUAUAUUUUUAAAAGGAAA